This is a messenger RNA of Cydia strobilella, 9827 nucleotides long. RefSeq names its product dual serine/threonine and tyrosine protein kinase-like. Lineage: Eukaryota; Metazoa; Arthropoda; Insecta; Lepidoptera; Tortricidae. Gene Ontology annotation, molecular function: protein kinase activity; ATP binding. Gene Ontology annotation, cellular component: cytoplasm. The coding region runs from base 262 to 3747 and encodes 1161 amino acids. Gene Ontology annotation, biological process: positive regulation of fibroblast growth factor receptor signaling pathway; positive regulation of ERK1 and ERK2 cascade; cellular response to fibroblast growth factor stimulus. The record is from RefSeq and is a predicted model, not a curated record. The transcript is spliced from 24 exons.
AUUGACAUUAUUUCCAUCGCGUACUUAUGUGUGCAAUGCGAUCGUUUGUUUUCUCUUUUAUUAAUUUAUUUCUUUUAAAGUCCUUGUGUUUAUUUCCAUUUCUAAAGCUUGUGUAACAAUGCAAUGAGAAAGUUUUAGCUUCCCUGACAAUAACGUGCUCAGUGCAAGUUUUUGCGAACUUUCGCGUGUUUUGUUGUUGCUUCGCUCCAAUUUUUUAUCAAAAUAGUCACUAAUGAAGAUACUCUGACUGGCAUUGAGGAAAUGGCGGGCGGCGUGCUCUGGUCGCGGCGGCUCGCGGCGCGCAUGCGCGUGCUGCGCGGGCUCGUGCGCGACACGCGCCGCUCGCUGCGCGACGUCGCCGACGCACUAGAGCUGGAUAUAAGGGAUGUCACCGGCCGCGUAGAGGAAAUAGGAGAUGCAUCAGGCCGCCCUGCAGCUAUAGUGGUGCUAGGGACUAGUGCUGCCGCGCGGGCGCGCCUGUUGCACUGUCUUCUCGGACGUCGCCUAUUGCCGGAGCCAGCGCCGACUCACUGCCGCUGGCUCCGGAUACAGUAUGGUAGCAGCACCCAAGUGCAUCUCACUCUCGGCAACUCGGAAUUCGAGCUGGUCGAAGAUCUGGAAUGCAACAAGGCUCCUUGGGAUACUUUGCCGCUUGAGGAUCUCAUCCGCCAAGACUCAACUGACUUCUCAACAAUGCUAGAAGUCGAACUGAACAUUCCUAUACUAAAAGACGGUCUUCGCAUCAUCGUCCCACCGGACAUAGCUGCCGACGAGACAACCCUACCCAAACUAAAGCAAAAAUACUUAGAACUGUACGAAAAACGAGAUGUAAUACUAAAACUGUUUAACCCUAUAUACUUAUACGCGGUAGAUAGGAUAGGUAAAAAUGUGUUCAGUGAUGAUAUAUCGAGUGAUAACGUUGUGUGCUCUAAGAGUGAGGAGGAUUUUUGGACUAUGUUCAAUAUGUAUCAGUCGCAUAAUAGUGAGACUGAGAAGGAAUGUGUUGUUGAAAAAGUUAGGAAGUGGAAAGCUAGGGAUGGUGAUGAUUUCGUGCUUACGGCGGAGAACUGCUUAGACCUCCACCAAAUAAAAGAAAUCAACCCCAAUGCGCAAGUUCUCUUCGCAUUAUUCGCGGACAGCCAAGCCGGAGAUCGAGUGGAUCUCUGGUACGAUGCCACAGAAUCUACGGAAGAGCCGUGCUGUUUAGGAGAACUUCCCGAAUCGGACCAGGAAUUGGUGGAAGGCAUUAGGAGUUAUCUUGAGAACGAGUGGAUCUGGUAUGAUGCCACAGAAUCUACGGAAGAGCCGUGCUGUUUAGGAGAACUUCCCGAAUCGGACCAGGAAUUGGUGGAAGGCAUUAGGAGACACUCGGAUGAUUCUCCAUUAAGCAAAAGACUGACAGUAAGAUAUAGCGAAGAUAGACUGGAAAGACUGAGCGAGGAACGAGUGGCCUUCAUGAACGAGCUGUUAGACCAAUGGGAACUUAUGUUUCAUCCGCCCCCAAAGCAUCAAACAAAAAGUCAAUGGCUAAUAGUUGACGAUGUCGAAAUACUACGGACAGUCGAGAGCAAACCCACAGAACGACAGGAAAGCGACAGGCGACGGGAAAGCGACAGAGUCGUUAACACAAGAACUGCUUUAAUAAACAGUGUUGUGGCGUUCGGUAGUGAUUGUCUACAGGAUUAUUUGCUUGAGAAUAGUACUAAGCUUAGUGAGAUCCACGUCAAGUUAGUGCAGCAACUGAUACUAUCGUCAUUUGAACUAGCUAGAGAGUUGCAAGUUGUUCCUAAGAAGAUACAGUACGUCGCCGUACAGGAGAAGCAGCUUUUUGAGACUAUAUACCAGAAUUUCUCUGAAGGCGAUAAGAAGAGUGCUCUAGUCGAGAUGAUGCAGGAAGUAUUACAAGAAUUAAAAGAUGAAGUCAAUAACAUGGACUGGAGUAUAGAUGAACUACCAUGCCACCUAGAUACACGCUACCUAAUGACUAGUAUGUCAAAUUCAACCAUUUUGAGUCAGUCCGUCCGUCCGUCCGGAUCAGAUUCAACAUCGGACGGAGAAGAAGCAGUUUCUUAUGACAGUUGCAGCUUCGAUGAUUAUGAUAUUAUACACAGCCAUAGCAGCUUAGGACUGAGCGUGUUUAGCAAAGACUCAGACCAGUCGCCAGCCGAACGCAUACCAAUCGCCAACGAAUCAGAAUUGUUCUCUCUACAAUUCAGCAGUACCUCAAUAUGUACGACGGGGGACUCCAUAUCUGUCAAACAGGCCUCAUUGGAUGUGCAACGGACUGUUCUCUCUAAGCUGAGUCGCAAAAUAAGCCUGAAACUGGUUCCUUUCGUAGACUGUUUGAAACAGACGUAUUUCGGUACACUACAGAGGUGUCUAGAUGCCCUAGAAUCGACCUGCAGACAAGAGCUAGGUGGUAGACCAGCCAGCGAAGCAAUGAGAGAGCUACUCUCAGUGACUCGUCAAGUGGACUUAGAACCUUGUGCAUCUUUCUCCACGCUCAGGACGCUGCUAGAGGCUGCUAGAAGACUAUUUCAUAAACUGCGGAUCGUCGGCGGCGACGGUGACGGCCCCUGCUGCGUCAUCAGUCCAGUAUGGCGGCGGCAAACCGCACUCAGCUGUCAACAAUCACUGAGCGCUACCAAACUUGCCCGCCUUAUCGCUACACAGAUUUUAGAACGCCUCAGCGUAGCUCAUGAGCGUUACCAAGCCGCUCUAACUUCACUAGAAUCUGCUCUAGCCAGCCGGCUACACCACUCUGAAGACGUAAAACUCGCCAUUAGGAAGAAAUACGCCCCCACCUUCGCUCGGUUGUGCUUGGAAAGUACUUCGGUGUGUGAUCUGCUUAUGUAUGGAACGCCGGAACUGGGAAGAGAGAUAGGGCGCGGACAAUAUGGCGUCGUAUACGCCGCGCGAGGAGCGUGGGGCAAGCAUGAACCUGUUGCUGUUAAAUCUGUGUUGCCAGCUGACGAAAGACAUUAUCGAGAACUAGCCAUGGAGUUUUUCUAUACAAGGAGUAUCCCCCCUCACCCACGCAUCGUCGCCGUCCACGGCUCCAUAGUCCAACGCCGCGCCGGAGGAGCGUUAGGCGUCCUGCUCAUUUCCGAACGAAAAGAAAGGGACCUACACGCCGCGGUACGAGCAGGUCUACAUUAUGUUGAAAGGAUGAGAAUAGCCUGCGAUAUCAUCGAAGGCAUCCGCUACCUUCAUUCUCUGGGCCUCGUGCACCGCGAUAUCAAGAUGAAGAAUGUUCUCCUGGACUCCAAUAAUAGGGCAGCAUUGUCGGACCUUGGAUUCUGCGCCGCUGAGGCGCUCAUGUCCGGAUCUGUUGUUGGGACACCGGUCCAUAUGGCUCCAGAAUUACUCGCCGGCGAUUACGACGCGGCAGUAGACGUGUAUGCCUUUGGCAUCCUGUUCUGGUAUCUCUGCGCCGGAAACGUAAGGCUACCGGCGGCUUUCGAGGACUUUCAGAACAAGGAGCAACUCUGGACCAAAGUUAAGAGAGGACUCCGUCCGGAAAAAUUGUCGCAUUUCACAGACGCAUGUUGGGCGCUGAUGGAGACUUGUUGGAAUCCUGAGCCUUCCCGGCGUGCGUUGCUUGGAGAUAUACAACUACAGCUGGAAGGCAUCCUGCGUCAUGCCCAAACGCACCCCGCGCCCUGCGUCACACCCGGCGCCGACUCCGACGACAGUCUGGACAUGACGCUACACUAUCGGCCCAGUGUCGACUUCACUGCACUAUGAUACCAUCAUCAUAAAAAUAUGAUACCAUUUAUUGCCACACAAAAAAAAUGAUAGUUUACAAAAUAUAACAUAAAAAAAAUUACAUGCGCGGUAAAAGGAACGCGCUUAGCAUAUGCUGCGUCAGCCAUUUCAUUACAAAUUGACUGCUGACGAUAUCGUCAGCAUAUCAGCCGAAAGACGUCCACUGCUGGACAUAGGCCUCCCCAAGGGAUUUCCAUUCCACUACCGUCUUGCGCCGCUCCAUCGGCUCCCAUCAGGUUCUUGAGUGGCGACCACAAACCGAAAAUCGCAGCUGGAAAAGACCCAAAAUAAGAUUGUUCGACGAUCUGGAUCAGGGCGCGCUAUGAUAACCACACUUAAUAAAGGCCAAAAUGAAAUAAAACUAUGAAAACGGAUUAUAUGGCGAAUGGGGAUGUAUUAUAAAUUCAAUAUACGCGAUAUAAUCCGUUUUCAUAAUUUUAUUUCAUUAGUAACUAUCGCGGUAACCGAAGACAACAUUAAAGGCCAAAAUGGUUAGAAAAUCGAGUUUAUAGUGAGUACGCCUGGUUCGGUGUCUAUAUCGCCCCAGUUAGACGUUAAAUGUCAUUUCCAAGGUUAUUUUAACAGUAACGGUGAAGACGUAGGAAAUAAUGCCUUCGACAACAGUGAAAUGGCAUUAUGGAUCUCGAAGCCCUGCGUCACACCCGGCGCCAACUCGGACAUGACGCUACACUACCGGCCCAGUAUCGACUACACUGGACUAUAAUAAAUGAUAACUAACUUACACUUAACAAUAACGAAUAAAUGAAAUAUUUAAAAAACACCCUACGCUAUAUCCCAAAAAUAUUCAUUUUAUUUUGGAACUUCAAAUGCUGGAUCGAUUUGUAUCAAACAUAGCUAGGAACUACCGCAAGGAGACUCGCUUUCACGGUAAAAAUCCACAUCAAAAUCGGUCCAUUCGUUGGAGAGCUACCACUGACAGACAGACAUUGGCGUCAAAACAAAGAGGGGGUUAAAAAGAGGCAAAACAGUUAGAACCAAAUGAAGACCUCUAAAGGAGUCUAAAGUUAGUAUGCCUUGUCUAUCCGUCUCGAGCCAUUUGGAUGCUAAAUGUCAAUUUGAGAGGGUUAUUUUAACAGCAGAUUGCUGAUAAGAGGCAUGCAAAAGAUUAAGUAAAUACACUCACAACUCGCACGGAGUCUAAAGUACAUGCCUUGUCUAUCCGUCUCGAGCCAUUUGGAUGCUAAAUGUCAAUUUGAAGGUUAUUUUAAUAGCAAAUUGCUGAUAAGAGGCAUGCAAAAGAUUAAGACUGUAUUCAACAGCAGUGAAAGGACAUUACGAAUAUCGGGAAAUACCUUUUGGUAUCACUAAUGUACCAACUGAUUAACAGUUAGUUGCCAUCAAAUAUAACGGAGCGGCUAAGGUGUUUACAAAUAAUUGAACAAAGCCACUAUUAUAGAGAGGUUAUAGUGCAUGUUCAGAUAUUUUUGAGCACUGCGACUGUGCGUCCGAAAAUUAUGUACCUAAAUAAUGAUAAUCUGUCUCUUUUUCUUUUAUCUUAAGAGGCUGAAGACCUGUAAGUAGUGUUUAUAUUUUGUACUACCUUUUAGUUAGGGUUAUAUGUUUUUUUUAUAAAUUCCAAAUAUCACAACAGAAUAUCACAAACAAAUUGUAAGUACAUACACUAAGAAGUUAAGAUUAACAUCAAUUAGUACAGUAUUUUACAAAUAUUAGGUGUUAAAAAGUCAAAUAAGAAAUAUAUCACUUAGAAUAAGAUGUUCUUUGUUUCUUUAAUAUCAAAAAUAUGUUGUAUUUGAAUGUUAGAUAAAAUAAAAUGUACCAAAUAAAACGAAAAUUUUAUAAUACGUUUCAUCACACACCACAGUGUUUAGUUUGAUGUCCAAAUUUCAUGAAAGAUGGCGCUGUUACAAACGCAAACUAGGUAACGCUAGUUCAUCCUAGAAUCUUUAUAGGAAUCUGUCAAAUAUUUUAUAAUGUCCUAAGUCACUAAGUUCGAUAUUCUAUUGUACUAUAUUAAAGUUCACUUUUGAAUGCACUGUCAAGUGUCAUACCGAUCGAAGGACCACUUUGUUUAUAUUUGGUUUAUACAGGGUGAUUCAGGAGACGUGAGCAGGAUUAAGCCUACACAUUCAGUAACUUAUAAGCAACUGUUUCGUAGGUAUCAGUAUUAGUGAGAUUAACGUAAAUGUUUUAGUCGUAUUGAAAAAAAAAGUUAUUAAUUUAUUUACAAGAUGCAUGGUCGCCCUACAAUUAGAAAGUACUAAACUACCGAUAUUCUGUGUCAAAUUGAGUGUCAUCACUGUCAUCAGUCUGGUUGCUUUUGAAAACUCGUAUCUCACUCAAGUUUGACAGAUUUUCUUCAUAAUCAAAAUGCUGUCAUUGCGGUUAAAGAUGUUUUAUGAUUAAAUUAAAUUAAUAAGAUAAUUAAAUUUGUCCUUACCAAAAAGUUGAAAAAUAAGAACAAAUGUGGUAUGUUGCAACUAAAUACGACGGUGAUCGAUCAGUGAACAGUUACUGAGCGUGCAGGAUUAGUCCUGCUCACGUCUCAUGAAUGACCCUAUAUAAGAAUUAUAAGAUACAAGUUGCUACGUUACCAAUUUUUUAUUCAAUAUUUGACAGAUUCCUAUAAAGAUUCUAGGAUGAACUAGCGUUACCUAGUUUGCGUUUGAAACAGCGCCAUCUUUCAUGAAAUUUGGACAUCAAACUAAACACACAGUCUUCUUAAGAUUAUUCUUGCCUUAGUUUUAAUAACUUCACUUUAACGUUUCUUUAACAAUUCUUCUCUGUGACGUUCUUAUUUAAUAAUUAGUUUAUAAUCAAGAAUAUGUGACGAUUUUUAAUGCCUGUAAUUUUAAUCUCUAUGUCAACUUUAAUAAAGUCCACAUUCCUUUCAGUUCUUGGUUUUUACCAAGGCUCUUAAUGUCUAUGUGCAUUUCAAUGUAUACUCUGUUUCAAUCUUAUUUGAACCUUACACUAACUGAAUUAAGUAGCAUUUCUUUUUGUUUCAUUGUUUUCUAGAACAAACGAAAGUCACCCUAAUCUUCUAUACAACAAGGUUCAAAUUAAAAAUAGGGAAACUUUGUAUGGUGGGCUUUACGAGACUAUAAGUUCUUGUAGUCUCGAUUUGUGUAAUAAAAUUAUUUCCGUAAGUUUUAAUAUGAAACUUUGUAUUUUUCAAUGAUAACGUAGCUAGUCUUCAAAAAUAAUAUAAUAUACUACAAGUCUUGUUGCUAUAUUUUAAGAAUCUAGGAAUUUUCCAGUAUUUUUGAAUAUGAACAAAUUUUAAUACAUUUUAAAUUAAAUCCUCAAAAAAUGUAGACUUAAUGUGUGCUCUUAAGGGUGAUGCUAAUAAUUUAGAUAUUUUGAUGCGAUGUGAUGAGAUAAAUAUGUUGUGUUACUAAAUUUUAAAACAUAUAUUAUUUUUAAGGCUUUUGCUGAUAGGUUUACGAGGAUUUACUGUGUUAACAGCUUGAAUUAUAAUGCAGGCUCCUCGCCAUUAACUCAGCAUAUGUGGCUUUCCAUGCCUUUCCAUGCUUAUUUUCCAUGUGGACUCUUCUCUGAGGGAAAGGUUCCUUAUGACCCUUCUCUGAUGGAAAACCCCAUAUCUUUAAAAAAGAAUUCUGGGUAACCUUACUAUCAAGGCAAUAAAACUCUUAAUAUAUACCUAUAUGUAUUCCAUAUAGUAUAUCAAAUGGUUGAGCAUAUUUUAUAAGUGCGUUGUAAUUAUUUUAAGCUAUUUAAAGGCGUAUGUGUUCCUAUAGUUGGUCAAACUAAAUUGGCAGUAAAUAAGAACAAAAAAAACUAUACUCAUCCUUUUUUUGGGUGCUAGUACUAGUGUAAGACAGAUAUAGUAUGAUUAUCUCUGUCUAUGUUUGAAAUGAGACAGUCCUUUGACAAACUAUAUUUUUGCUACAAUAUGAUGAACAUUUCCGAACAUAUUGAAGAAAAUUUAUUUUUUUAGCAUGCUUUUCCCGGCAUGAUUAAGUAAAACGUGGAAAAAGAUAAAUGUUUUACAAAGUGAUUUAUAAACGCAUCUCGUGGGCGUCCGCUAGCUGGCGCGGGUGCACGCACGCGGGUGCACGCACGCGGGUGCCAUUGUAGGUAAAAUCCGUCGCACGCGUCCGCGCCAGUUAGCGACGCACAUACAAUUUUUCGUAAACCCGAUCACCCGCUCCGUCCAACCGCGCCAGCUAGCGGACGCCCUUAUCUGUGAAAGUGGGUGUCAUUUUUAGAUAAUUUAUGAUGUUCCUUUUGCCAAAAAUAUAUGUACAUUCCCGUUGCCAGGGAGGUUUAAGGAUUAUACUGAGCAACUUUUACUAUGGGACCAACCCUGAAAUCGCGAAAAAAAAAUUGGCUGUUUCAUACAUUUUGGCUGGUCCAUUUUCUAUGGUACAGUAAUUUUUUUUUUGCGAUUUCGUGGUUGGUCCCAUAGUAAAAGUUGCUCAGUAUAAUCCUUAAACCUCCCUGGCAACGGGAAUGCACAUAUUUUUUUGCCACCCUGUAUAUGCAAACUUUUCUUUUAAUUCGUCCCAAUGAGGGCUAUCGUUUUUUUGCUCACCAGUUGGCGCCUCUGUUGAUGGUGGUCCAAAAGACUAUAGAAAAGCUGUCAGUCAUUAAAGUGACAAGUGACAUUUGACAUUUCGAACUAUGGAAAAGACCACCAUCUACACUAGCGCCCCUAGCGGCGAAUUCAUACGCGUUAGCCCUCAUUGGAAAAGUCAUUCUUUUAACGGGAGUCUUAAAACCGCCUAAUGUUGGAAACAUUCUAAAUUGUGAUAAAAUAUUUAUACAAUUCGGUGUUAUUUUUGUCCAACAAAAAUUGUAUUUAUUGAAAGUAUUUAUGCUUAACCUUAAUAUUUAAGAAUCUCUAUAAGUUUGUUUUGAGUUUGAGCUAUUAUUUUUAAGAAAGUUACGUAAAACCAGGGUGAUUCACACAUUGUCAAAUAAAUACUUUAAACACAUUUACUACCGCACUAUAUCAUUAGUAAAUUGUCUUCGGAAAAAUAAUCAGACUAUGAAAAAAAAAACGACUUUUAUUAUUCUAGUCCUUGUUUAUCGCGAACAAAUGAAAUAGGUGAUCGAUGAAAUACUAACAGGCCAAUUUGAACGUACGCUGAUAUCAGAAUGAGAUCUAAUUGAUGUUAUUCUCGCGCAUUUCGUUCGUACUUGUAUUGGCGCGGGCGAGACGCAUGGUAGCUAAAUAACGUCGUUCAAAUAUAAUUCUGAUAUCAGUGUACGUUAAGGGGCCCACUGAUUAUCAGUCCACCGGACGAUAUCAGCCUGUCAGUUGUUCGGAACUGUCAGCAAAAAGUUGACAGUUCCGAACAAAUGACAGGCUGAUAUCGUCCGGCGGACUGGUAAUCAGUAAGCCUCUUUAGAAUUGGCGUGUAUGUCAGAAUUAAAAACUUCAAAAUAUCAUUAAAUGUAAAAAUUGCAAGUAAAUACCACUCCAAAUUUGAUGUAAUUACACAACUGUCAGAUAAGGCAACUAUUCGGCCUUCGUAAAUGCAAUUUUAACCCUUUCACCGCCAGACGUUCUUUCACGUUGACGUCAAGACUAGUCCCAAGCGUAAAAACGUUUAUGUACGUCAAUCAUUCAUUAUACUUCACAAGUGUAGUGUUAUUUCUGUACUUACUGUUGCUAUUAUUUUUCUCAGCAGUCUGAAACCUUUGAAGAAGUAUUUUAUAACAUUUUACUGACUCCAAAAAAUCGAGAGCUAUUCCAAAUACUUAUUUCCCUUCUCGGUUAGGCGUUUUUUUUAGGUAGACCCCGUCGUUUCUUAACCAAUUUUGAUUUUAAUUUUUUGUAUUUCACAUGAUUAUGUUUUUAAGGUUGUUAAUUUUUUUUUUCUUCAUAAAACUCAGUAAGUUACUCAUACCUUUAAGGCAUUGGGCGUCUAAAGGAUAUUUUUUUAAGCCCGUUCGGCGGUUGGCGGUAAAAGGGUAAACGUGAAUGUAUUAAAUUUAAGCGGGUUAACAUUUGUUUGUCCGUUUGUAAGUUUUGCUUCCAUUAUUAACUGCUUUUUUGCCUAAAUUCGGUUCCUCCACGAUUGAAUGCAUGUUUUAUGAUCGUUGACCGU